AUCAGUAUUCUGUGUAUAUACUUUUAAUGACACUUUCUGACUUUACACAUGGCUUUCCGUCAAAGCUGGAGUUUUUGUCCUAAUAACAAUCUCUAGAUUCUGGAAAAAAUGAAUAUUUUUCAGACAGUUGAAAUCAUAGAUUUUUCAGUGAAUCCAUUAACUUGUCUCAAUUUUUUAUAAUCAUCAAAAGUACACAAAACAUUCUGUAGUAACAAAAUAUUUGAGCUAUGGAGAAAAGAAAGUCCAAGACGGAAAAAGUCUUAACCAAAUUCGAUGAGAUAAUUGAAGAAAAACUACUACUCGAAGAUAAUUUGAAAUUAAUGCUUGAUCACCUUUGGUCAUAUGUGAGGUAUGUGAGGAGUCCAACUGAAAAUAUGCGAGAAUCAGAUGUUACAGAGAUUUUGAAAUAUGAAAUCCAACUGUUGGCUAUGCUUGUGAAUAUGAAUUUUGAUAUGGAAAAACAAUUUGAAGAAGCCCCUACUAGUAGAUCAAAUAUAUUGAAAAGUACAUCAGGACUUGCAAGUACUGUUUUAGAUUCGCUAGAAAAAAAUGUGAAAAGGGUUGGUGUACCAGAAUUAGGUAGUGAUAUAAAGUACACUAACACUCAAAGGCUGGUUAAUGAAAUUUUGGCUUCUGAUCAUAGAGAGUCAGCCAUAGUUAUCCCAACCGGUGAUCCACCAUCCCCUGACCUAAAUAGCUUCAAAGAUUCACUGAAACAGUCUAGUGUGUUAGGACUGAACAAAGCACAUUUUUCCAGUCAAGAAAAAACAUAUACAGACUAUAUUCCAAAGCAAGAAAAACCAUCCAAAGACUUUGAGGGCCAAGUUUUAAGUAUUUCAAGUCAAGAAAAACCAUCCACAGACAUUUAUAAAAUUCAGACCAAUUUGAGUAAAGAAAAACCCUCCAAAGAGGCGCAAACUUCAAGUAUUUCAUCUCAAUGCAUAAUUACUAAAGUAAGUAUUGAAGAUUCUGACAGUUCUGAAGAACCUUUUAGAGAAGAACGCAUAUCAGCUGUUUCAGGCGAGAGUAGUGAAGACAUUAAUGAUAAACCUGAAAUAAUACCAAGGAAUUGCUCAAAGCUCACUAAUAGUUCAACUAGUGGUGUUGGAGAUACUGACACUGAAGAUACCAGCGAACCUGAAACAUCAUCUAACUUUUCUUGGGUGGGAACUACCAAAGAAUUUCAGCAGAUUUCUAAACAUUCUUUGAAAACUUUGAACAAUGAAAAUUCUAACAAUAUAAAAGCAACUUCUUCCACAAAAGCCAAUCCAUCUAGUGGUAGUGUAAAAAAGAAAACAAAAUUUAAGGUUUCAGAACUGCGCUCUAAGAGAACCCCAUCAGUGGGAGACGAAUGUUUGUUUAGUCACAUUGUGUCACCCUCAGAAUUUUAUAUACAUCUUCUUGAUUACGAAACUGUUUCGAUAGAUGAUCUCAGUGAAAAAAUCCAUCAAAAUUAUAACAGAAGUCUGCCAACUCAUUCUAGCAAAGAAUUAGCGUGCAGUGAUAUGGGCAGGUACUGCUUGGCAUAUGUUUCUCAGUUCAGUAGAUGGUUUAGAGCAGAAGUUUUGGACUGGUAUUUUCAUGUUAAGUCAGAUGAAGUGCUGAUCCAACUAGUCGAUUAUGGUAAUAAACAAACUGUAACUUACCAGAAUUUGAGGGUGAUGUUGGAAGAACUCUCUAAUAUUCCUAAGUUGGCAGUUCGUUGUCACUUUCCAUUGUUAUACCCACCAACAGCUACACGCCUCAACAGGACAUUAGAUUGGCCAGAAGAUAGCAUCAAUGCUCUUGCAGAUUUGAGUGUUUCAUCACGAAAUGGAGAAAACCAAGAAAUUCCUUUCAGAAUAGUUUAUGCUGAACCUGAAGGUGAUUCCCUUGGUGUGGACUUCUGUGAUUGUCAAGAAACCAAUGAAGAACUAACAGUCGCUCAGAUUCUGUUGGAUUUGGGCCUAGCUAAGGAGAUUAUAGAAGAAUAUGAUGAAGAGCACAUGGAGUUAGAAGUGUUUUUGGAUGAUGUUGAUGAUCUGGAGACUGCAGACAACAUCAACGAAGCCAUAGCAGGAUACGAUGCUAAGGACGAGGCUAGAAUAUGCCCUUUUACCAGAAAAGAUGGGACUUGUUAUAAAGGGAAGAGUUGUAAGUUGGAACAUGCCAGUCUUUCUAAAGAUGGUUUCACCACUGAUAAAGAGUUGGUUUUCAAAAAUGCUAUGUGUACUCUUAUGCUGCCUGCCUGUGGAGAAUGUGUGACAGUUUUGGUAACAUGUUACAUUGACAUAUGCCGAUUUUUUGUUCAAAUCAUAAGGACUCCUCAUAAGGAAAGUAAGUAUAUGAUCGACAAACAGUUCUAUUCAUUGCUAGCAGUUAUGAAUUCGCCAAAGGCAGAAAAAUCCUAUGAAUCUUUCAAAAUUUUGCCAGCCAUCGGUGAGAUUGUGUUGGUCAAACAUUGGAGUAAAAAGUGGCUCAGAGCUGUCGUUAGGGAAAUAGGCAGUUCUUCUCAGAGUGAAACUGAUAUUCAUGUUUUUACUGUAGAUGUCGGGGAAACUCUCAAAGUAACCUUAAAAGAUCUACGAAAAAUCCAAUCUCAUCUACUGAACCUUCCUUUUCAAGCUGUCGAAUGCUACAUCAAUGAUUAUAAAAUGAAAGAAGGCUGCUGUACCGAGAAAGCCAUGGAAUUUUUCAACAGAAAUCUCUAUUUUCACAACUUCUUAGCUGUUACAAUGUCAUAUUUUCCCCCUCUAAGAAUCACCCUAAAAACAUUGAAUGGUUUAAUAGAUAUUGGCAAAACACUAAAAGAGCAAAAUUUUGCAGAAGUUCGUCCUUAUGAUAAUAAUCCUUUGGAUACUUCUGUGUUGAAACUUUAUUGAAACACGAGUUGAAACUAAAUUUUUCAAGUUGAGAGUAUGAUGUGACGACUACUUGAAUGAAUUAUUUGACAAUUGCACUUUUCUUUCAUUAAUUUUGUUUGGUAUAUCAUUAGUUGUUAUAACACUCAAACAUGCAGUUUUCAGGACGAAACUUUUGUUGAUCAAUUUCAAAAUACUAUUGUUUUUUGUUAUGAAACAUAUUACUGAAAAUAUGUUCGAUAUUAUUUUGAGAAAGUCCAAGUUUCUGAUGGUUCAAACUUUUGUUUCUUCACUUUUUAACCUCACCAGUAAAUUAUAAUAUCAAUAUUUCAGAGGACUUUCCCAAAAUGAAGUAAAUUUAAUUGUCUUGUUGUGAUUCUAUAUAAAUGACAAAACUGGGAUUGAUUGACAUGUAAAAAUGUUUUCACACAUGAAUUUAAAUGGUUUCUAAAAAGUCAUUUCAACAAAAUCUUUCAUAAUUUGAAGUUAUAUUCAUUAAGACUUGGUGAAGAUAUUUUAUCGUUUUUUCCUCUAAGAAUUAAGAGAACAUAAUUCUGCUCCUUGAUCUCAAAAUGUAUUUGAAUAUUUUGUAUUAAUUUUAUAGAUUAGCAACUGUUAUAAUCAUUUGCUGAAUAUUUCGAAGGCACUGAAGGCGACAGAGUAUAUGAAGAAAUAUUCUGUGACUUUUCAGAACCUUUUUAGAAUACCAAAUAAUAUUAGAAUAUAAAAUUUUUAACUUUGA
Leptinotarsa decemlineata (Colorado potato beetle) is the source of this 3582-nucleotide messenger RNA. RefSeq lists its product as uncharacterized. NCBI's taxonomy places the organism in Eukaryota, Metazoa, Arthropoda, Insecta, Coleoptera, Chrysomelidae. The record is from RefSeq and is a predicted model, not a curated record. Gene Ontology annotation, molecular function: metal ion binding.